Saccostrea echinata is the source of this 1818-nucleotide messenger RNA. RefSeq names its product sodium-coupled monocarboxylate transporter 1-like. Gene Ontology annotation, biological process: transmembrane transport; sodium ion transport. The transcript is spliced from 14 exons. Bases 30 to 1721 code for a protein of 563 amino acids. Lineage: Eukaryota; Metazoa; Mollusca; Bivalvia; Ostreida; Ostreidae. The record is from RefSeq and is a predicted model, not a curated record. Gene Ontology annotation, molecular function: symporter activity. Gene Ontology annotation, cellular component: membrane.
GGAAACAGCGCUCGGUACAAGAGUACCUGAUGGGGAAUCGCCGAUUCACUUGUCUUCCGGUGGCACUGUCGCUGCUUGUAACAUUUCAGUCAGGCAUCAGUUUAUUAGGACUUCCGGUGGAGAUUUACUACUAUGGAACCCAGAUCUACAUGGGGAUCGUGGGUCUGGUUGUCGGCUAUACCAUCGUCGCCAUUUUCAUUUAUCUGGAAAUGAGGUUUCAGUCUAGAGCAGUAAGACUGGUAGGCUGUCUUCUCGGACUUCUGUUUACGAUGACAUACAUGGCUGUUUGCCUCUUCCUUCCGGGCUUGGCAAUGGAGUCAGUGACUGGAUUCCCCAAAUGGGCUUCCGUAUCAGUUGUUGCUGUCGUUGUUAUAAUUUACACUAUGUUGGGAGGAAUAAAAGCCGUUGUGUGGACGGAUGUGUUUCAGUUUGUCGUUAUGUUGGCCGGUAUUUCGGUACUCCUAAUAAAGGCAGACAUUUUGGGCAGUUACCAUAGGAACAAUUACCUCAUGGAUAGGAAACGCUUUGAGCCAGUCCGGAAUUCAAAGGAUUUGCGCAACCGAAUCUAUAGGAGAAGCAAGAAAAUGUUGAUACAAAUUGCUUCAUUUUCACAUGCAUUACUUUUAAUUAAUGACUCUUUCAGAUCGGUACUUUUUAACUUACCAGCGGCUGUUUUAUAUGAGACUCUGAUUACUUUUUUGGGUGUGACUAUGUUUGCUUACUUCUCGAUUGCCAAAUGCGAUUUACAAGGCGCCGGAUUGGUCCAUAGUUCGAAUGAGAUUGUGCCGUAUUUCAUGAUGGAGCAGCUGUCCGAUAUUCCCGGAUUGGCGGGACUAUUUCUUGCGAGUUUGUUCAGUGCUACAUUAAGCACAAUGUCGUCAGGACUUAGCGCAAUAUCUGCCCUGGUUUGGGAGGACAUUAUUCAGCCUUACUUCCAAUGCUUCACGCUGCGACAAGGUUCUAUUGUCACCAAGGCUACAGUUUCUGUUUUUGGUGGUAUAAUUGUCGGAAUGUCAUUUCUUGCCAUGAAUUUACCUGGCACAAUAACGCAGAUUACAUUAGGGACCUUAUCUGCCACAUCAGGACCUCUUGUGGGAGUUUAUCUUUUGGGAAUGAUUUUUCCAUGGGCCACAGCCAAAUCUGCUGUCGUCUCUGGGGUUCUUGCGUUUUCUCUAUGUCUUUCUAUGACGAUUGGAUCGAACCUAUACCCCACUAAAUACCCUCAACUCGACCCUAUCCCUACGUAUGGCUGUAGUGGUUUCAACUCCACACUAAAACCCCUAUAUAAUGUCUCAAUCCAUUCCGUCAAUACCACAAUUAGUGAGCAAUAUAAUGGAAGACUGAUUGACAACAUUCAACCUUUUCAUGCAGUAAACUAUACGCUGGUUCCACCCACUGGACAAAGUGAAGAUAACAAUGCGCCUUGGUUAUUCCGGGUCUCGUUUCUAUGGUACCACGUGACUGGUGUCGUCACCACUCUCAUUAGUGGAACCAUUCUUUCUAUCGUUUCAGGAGGAUUUUCUGACAUACCAUGUGAAGAGAGGUUUGUCUUCCUAUUCGUCAGAAGACUAAAUUGCUACCGGAAGCGAUUGAAAAUCAAGCAGCCAUUGGCCCAUUAUACAGAAUUCAGGGCUUCCUUCCGGUCAAAAUACGACGACGAAAAUCGUGCAUCUUUCCGUUCCAUAGAAAAACACAGUGAAACUCGCUUGCAGAGCAGAUAAGCACUACUUUAAUGAUUCGGGAAGAUAAAAAAAAAAUACUCACCGUUGGUGGAAUGCACUGUAUCUUUUAUCAGAAGGACUGUCGGAUAGAAGUAGA